Molecule: messenger RNA, 519 nt
Organism: Drosophila miranda
Lineage: Eukaryota; Metazoa; Arthropoda; Insecta; Diptera; Drosophilidae
Product: probable cytochrome P450 12a5, mitochondrial
Exons: 2
Cellular component (GO): mitochondrion
Molecular function (GO): oxidoreductase activity, acting on paired donors, with incorporation or reduction of molecular oxygen; heme binding; monooxygenase activity
Source: RefSeq, a predicted model, not a curated record
GGCAUCGAUGAAGAACGUUCCUAUCUACGUGCCUGCAUCAAAGAGUCACAACGGAUCUAUCCUUUGGUCAUCGGCAAUGGCCGAUUUCUCAAUCGGGACAGCGUUUUGAGCGGAUACCAAGUGCCAGCUGGUACCUGUGUGUCGAUGGUUCCCCUGAGCUUGCUAUCAAGCGAGGAGCACUUCCCCAAGGCUGCUGAGUUCCUGCCAGAACGUUGGAUUCGUAACGCCACAGACUCCAACGGGCAAUGCCCGGCAAAUGACUUGAAGCUGAAGAAUCCGUUUGUGUUCUUGCCCUUCGGAUUUGGACCCCGGAUGUGCGUUGGAAAGCGCAUCGUGGACAUGGAGCUCGAGCUGCGCAUCGCUCGACUCAUUCGGAACUUUAGCAUCGAGUUCAAUCAUCCCACGGAGAACGCUUUCCGCUCCUCCCUGAUCAAUUUGCCCAACAGUAAACACAUUUCUCAUCCUAAAUUAUCUUUACAACUGGAAAACCUUGAAGGAACUUAUUUGCAUUCUGGCUGA